AUGCAUGGAGUGGUGAAGUUUGCUGUCAAAAAGGGGCAGCUUUUUAAGCUGCAAUCAUCUAUCCUUCCAUACACACGAUACUUUGCUGAAUCAUUAGUCAAAGAAGCUGAGGCGGACAACAAUAUAGUAGCUAUUCAUGCUGAAUGGGUGAUGGGUUACCUGCUGAAGGUCUCGAUCCAUUAUGUGCCAUCUACUCAUCUUUCCUCCAAAGAGGAUAUGAUCAGGUUGUACAUGAUGUGGAUCUUCAGAAGCUACCGAUCUGGUUCACUAUUGAUCUGCUUCAGGUUUCCACGGGGGAACAGAAUUGCCGCAGUUAUCCCAUUCAACAACUAG
Linum trigynum is the source of this 333-nucleotide messenger RNA. The record is from the annotation of a GenBank genome assembly. NCBI's taxonomy places the organism in Eukaryota, Viridiplantae, Streptophyta, Magnoliopsida, Malpighiales, Linaceae.